GGUAGCUGUAUUUGGGCCGGCGAAAAAAUAGUUGAUGUCUAUUUUGGAUUUUACGUGGAUUACAUGGGCACAUACUGAAUUUAAGGUUUAAUCAAGUACAUUUCAGAGUAGGUGUGAAAAGAAUUCAACCGUCAUGCCAAACCGCCACUGAACCAGUGCAGUUUACAGGGGUGUCUGGAAUUUCAUCCUCCACGAGCCUGCCAACCAACCAAGCCAGCCAGCCAGUAUAAAAGCUUUCCAGUACUAGAGCACCAAGCAUAUGCAGUAAACCAUGAUGGCCUCCAGCUGUAUCAAAUUAGUGGUGGCGUCGUCGCUGGUGCUGUUUGCACGGCCAAGUGAUGGAGAGAUGACGUACGGGGAAUCUCAGAUGUACAGCUAUAGUAAAGAUGCGGAGGAUGGGACUUUGGAUGCGCAUGUGCAGAACUGGGCAACACUUGUACAGAAUUAUAUUCUCCAUCUUACAAGUGAAGGUUUACAGUCUCACCACACCCAGCAUUUCUUUGACACAGCAAACUACACCUUACAAGAGAAAAAUGGCAAUGAGACCGUCAAAAGGGUCAAAGACCUUUUAGGGGAGUACUUCGUGAGGAAGGAGAGGGCAGCUAGAAAAAUCGUUCAGAAAGUUGUUGACCUGUAUGACAGCUUCAUGAAUUCAACCAAUGAUCAUUUUAAUUUCACAAAGCUCUCUCAACUCAACGACAGUAUGUAUAGAGAUGCUGAUAUCUCAGACUCGCUUCCAGAGGACAUUGCCUUUAACUCGUAUUUCAAACAGCCAGUAAGUUAUUCUUCUAGCAUCGUAAAGAUAUCUGACAGUGUGAACAGAGCUGAUAAGGGCGUAAUUAAGAGCACGUACUUCACAAGUGGGUUAGAAGAAAUCUUCAAAGAGAACCAUGAAGAAGACAACUUACUGAGGUGGCAAUAUUUUGGUUCAGUAGAGGGCCUUGUGAGGCUGUACCCAGGCCGAGAGUGGGACACCAACUUUGUAGGGUUCUACAACGACUACGACCCUAGAGUCAGGCCAUGGUACAUAGCAGCCACCAGCGGACCGAAAGAUGUUGUCAUUGUACUAGACUGCAGCUACUCUAUGAAAGGAGAAAAGUUCAAGAUUGCCACCGAAGUAGUUAAGACUGUUCUUGAUACGCUGACCAAACAGGAUUAUGUCAACAUCAUCUGUGCUCGGGCUAGCCACUGGGAUGGAGAGGGAAAGUGGUAUUAUUACAGAACCGAAGUCCAGAGCUGUAAGAAUGAUACGCUGGUCCCUGCCACCACAGCUCAUCGUAAAGACCUGUAUUCAAAGACUAUUAAUCUUGUCCCUGGUGGGACCAGCGAACUCAAACAUGGCUUUCAGAAAGCAUUCCAGCUGCUUGGUAGUAGAUCGCGAACAGGAUGUCAAGCUCUCAUUAUCCUGGUGACUGAUGGGAAGGAUACGGACGGAGAACACGUCAGAUGUGGGCCAGGUUACUACACCCGAAGUGGUUUUGUACCAGGACCUAUCUGCAAGUACCAAUGGGAGAAAGUCUGGGAUGAGGUUGCUAUGGACAACAAUAAAGCUAACCCUAGAGCAAGAAUUUUCAGCUACCUUACCAAAGACGAUGGGGAGGAGUUUCCAGGGAAGCUGGCCUGCGAUCACCGUGGCAACAUGAGGAAGCUGGAGAACGGGGAGGACCUCAUCUCUCAGAUGGAAGACUAUUUCAAGUUCCUGUCCAACAAUUCUCUGAAUACAGAUGGCCUCUGGACAGCACCUUACCUAGACUCCUGGGGGCUGGGCUUAAUGGUGACCAUUGCCAUUCCUGCAAUUAGUCAAGUUACUGGAAGCGUCAUUGGGGUCGUUGGUAUCGAUGCUACACUAGAUGAGAUUGAAAACUUGAUCGUCAACGAGCAAUGGGGAUCCGUUUAUGCUUUCUUGAUCGACAACGAAGGUCAGACCAUCUUCCAUCCAUUGCUCAAACCAAGCAAAGCGCUAGUGGACGACCCUAUCUUCAUUAACAUUGCCAAGCUGGAACAACCUGAGGGGAAGCCAGAGUCUUUUAGUAUCAUUGAGAAAGAGAUGAGAAGAGGAAUGAGUGGCUUUCUUUACAUUCCUGAUGCUAUUCGGGGAAUCCCCAAGGGUGAUUUUGCUGAUGGUGUGAAGACUUUGCAGCAGCCAGCAACAUAUUACUACACCUCACUAAACCAAUCCGUUUAUUCUUUUGCCUUCAAUCUUGCCGAUACAGAUAAGAGUUUCAGACGUCUAGAAGAGCCCCCUGAUCGAGAGCGAUACAACAAAAGCUACUUUAACCUCCUCAUUGAAUACAACAGCACACUGGCAAGGAAAGAAUUACCAGGAGCGUUUGAAGAAAUCGAGGUGUACUACGAUGAACCUAAAUACCCCCAUUUAAGAGUGUCCUACAAAUACUCUUCAAUCCGCUUUGCUCCAAAGUGCUACUGCAACCCGAAUGCUUUCCUCUUCGAUGACGAUCUCGCCACUAAGACAGUCAGGGCUCACAAGUUUUUUAACGGUAACGACACCGACGUCGGCUGCAGUCAUCCUGAUGGUGUCUUUGAACAGAAUACCAGAGCUGAUGUAUUAAUCACAUCUCAAAUUGAACCCAUAUGGAGAAAUCGAACAUCACCCCUUCUGAGAGAUGUCAAAUGGACUUACAUAGGAUGCCGCAGCGGAGUGUUUCGAACGUACCCAGGUCAUAGGUCACGGAGACCAUACGACCCUACAAAACGGCCCUGGUUUCACAAGGUGAUUGUGAACCCCGAUAAGACUACCAUCUCCACAGCUUACAUGGAUGCAGCGGGGGUCGGGAAGAUCAUCAGCCUCUCACAGGCAGUCUUUGAAGGGAUGGAGAACAAGACGAGGGAGUCUUGUGAGAAACUGACCGGGAAGCUGCCCGGAGGAUGCGAGUGUCAGACUAAUAAAGACUGCAUCUCGGGGAAGUGCUACAAGAGCGAAGCGUUAGGGUACACCAAGAACACCCGUUGCGCCUCUGAGAGGGUGGAAGCGGUUACCUCUUUGGACAUCCUCUACAAUGACUUCCACAAGAAUGUGUACAGUAUCAUGCAUGAUAACGACAUGCCCUAUUCAUGCGGAGACUACUACCGGUGUCCAAACGGCGAACCAGGUUGCCAAACAAGAUGUUACCUAUUUGAUAACUUUGCCAUGCUUAUCACCGACCCGAUCUUCCUGAACAUCAGUGAUCUUGAUACGGGUAAAUACAACCGAGUCCCACUUGGCAAGAAAGAGGGUGAAAUCAUGCAUGAUCUUAUCUAUCGUCAUAGCUUCUUCCAGCGUAAGGAACAGAUUGACUUCCAGGGAAGCUGCAGUGUUUCUCCCGGUGCCCCAAGGGUCUCUUUGGAUGGUAUACCAAAGACACCUGAAGACCUUGAUGAUUUCUAUCGCUAUCGAGGUCCAAUCCCUUCAUUUUCAAACUCUGGUGGUUGCAUUCAAGAUGUGGUUGGCUACCAGGCAAACUCGUCGGCUCUAGGUUCAACCGGUUUACUCACGGGUAACAUCUCCGGUCCGUGCAAAUCUGGUUUCUACUAUCUGACAGCUCUACCUAAAACCAAUCUCUACCUGCUGGUCGUUCAGAAUUGGAAGGAUUCCAAAGAAAGCCUUUUCUUCAAUUUCAACUGCAGAAUCACGAACAAGGUAUCUGCAACUGGAGCCUUCAGGAUCAUCAAUGGAACCUGUGACCACACCGACGACAAGAUUUCGCUUGUCAUGCAAAACAAAUGCCCCAUCAUUAGGAACGUCAACAUCCCUUGCAAGUAUAAUUCUGCUCCUCCGGACCGCAUCCACACCGCAUCUGGGCUCGUCCUCCUGCUCGCCUCCCUCCAAAUAUUCCUCUGUUUUCUCCAGACAGCUGUUGGAUGAGGCUGGAGGGCUUCUUUGAUAGAGGGCUUGGUAUCUUUUUGGUGUAGCAUACUAGUACUAGCAGAUGGUCUCGUCUCAUACUCAGAGCAUUUCUCAUCAUCAUCAGCUAAACCCACUUGCUCUAUCAAUUUGGCUUGAUUACCAUUUUGUCAAACCUCACUUGAACUAAUACCUAGUGUAACUAGCAUUUAGUCUGAUACUCAGAGGGCCUAAGUUAGACUUUGUAUAAUUUCUUUUUUACACUUUGAAAAUAUGGUUCAUAGAUAGCUCAUCUAACCUAUUAAACCAGGGGCAGAUCCAGGAUUUUUCCAAAAUGGGAGGCACAUUUUCCCUUAAAAAAAAGGUCCUCACUUCUAUAUAUAUCAAUGGCAUAUUCCCAUUAAAAAUAUUUGCUGUGACUCUCGAAAGACGGGGCACACUUGUAUAUGGGCGACAUAUUUACAUUAGAAAUAUUAACUAUGACUGUCAAGGGGGGAGGGGGCAUGGACCGGAUGUGCACCCCCCCACCCUGGAUCCGCCGUUGAUUUAAACUAAUUGGUGGUAGACCACGUGGAAAUUAGACAAAGUCGAUGUAGCCUUACUGGGACUUAGACAAAGUGGGAAAUGGACUUAAUGGCAGUUUGAUCAAAUGGUUUGUAGACCAAGUAGGAUAAGAUCCAUUUGGAAUUAGACCAAAGAUGUAGUAGACGCAGCAGGUGUAGACCAAGUGGUAUUUGCCAGUUUUAGGAGUGGGUAGAUGAUAGCGAAUAUCUUCAGUGAGCUUGCUUUUGUGAUGUUUCAGGAUUCUGUUUAUUUCCACAUCAAGUCCACUUUUGAUUAAGAUUAAGCUAUGAAUUAAGACAUGAAAAUAUAUGGGUUGGUAUCCCCAUAAACCUAGUAAAGUAAAGACUAAAUUUUGUGAUUGACCUUGCUGCAUUACCCCAAGACAAAUUCUUUUCCUUAAGCACCACUGUCACCAGGAAAAAUCACGACGAGUGUUUUCAGACAUAUCGUCCAAGAGGCAUUAUUGACAAAUCUGCUUUUGCCCAACGAUCUGCACCUGAAUGGAAUAAACUCCCUCUUCAAAUAGUUAAUGCAGUUUCGCUUGACAGAUUCCAAAAGCUCCUGCAAAAUCACCUUGAAAAUAUCCCCCACUCCUGCUCAUAACGUGCGUCCAAGUCAAAUUUCAUCUUCGAGAUAGACUGCAGAGCCCUUUCAAGAUUACAGCAGAGGUGAAAUGGGAUGCUAUGUUUCAUCUUUCAUAUUCAAACUAUUCAUGAUGAGUAUACCAAAGAUUUAAAUGAAAUUUAUUCAAUAUUACCAUAUCUCCUUGUUCCGUAUUUCCGAUUCAAAAUUACACUUAUAUUAAUUUCUCACCCCAUGACUGAAAUAAUCUGUACUUAAUAGAUUAGUCAACAAUAUGUUGCAAUAUAGUGCAAUGAUAUGGGCUUAAAUUUGUUAUUUUAUAAUGAUCCAAUUUGUACAAUUAUGAACUUGCUAUAUUAAGAAAUCUUUCAAAACAUGGGCCUUGCAAUAUCAAUAUUUAUUCAGAUAUACAUAUAUGUGCAAAAUUUAAUUUAAGCAAUGCUCUAUCCCCUGAAAUUAUUCAAUGUAUAUUGCAAUAUCGUGUAUAACUUCAAAACUAUGGAUUGACAUGUAGAGUGCGUUUUGAAUAUUGUCAUAACAUGUAUUUAUUAUUUAUUGGGUAUCUUGAAAAUUAAACGCAAAUGCGUUUCUUUGUUCACAGAAUUGUCUUUAUUUCUUUAGAUUAGAGAAGAGAUAGUGGUACGGUUGAUGAUAUCAAGUUUAGGACUUGAAAAUGGAAUCCAUUUCAUGGGUUAAUUGCUAUGAAACAGAGCUAUUAUUAUUUUGGAUAAGUGGCCAAAUAACUUAAAGUACAAUUUACAGGAAGUAUUAGCAAUGAUCCAAAGAUACAUUGAUGAGGUGUUGUGUGCCGCUCUACACCACAUCAAGUAUGCAGACUGAAACCACAGAUAUUUUAAUAUUUUAUCUUCAUAUUGGGGUGAUUCCAUGAAAUUCAUCCUUUUUCUAUAUGUCCAAGCCCCAAAAGCUUAUAAAAACAAAAGGUGAAUUAUGAUUAGAAAUUUUGUGAAGGUCCUACUUAUCAGCAGCAAGACCUUUAUAUUUCAAGGAAUUGCCCUUCAAAAAUUAUAAGAUGUACUUACACGUAUCAAAGUUCAUUCAGACAUGUGCAAUGCAUCUUUGUUAUUUUAAUUUUGUCUGUCGUCCGUCCACAAAUUUGAAACUUCUUUUGACUAUGUUGUUUCUUGUCCAAUUUGAGCUGUCACUCCCAUUGAAUUGAAUCAUUGACAUCUAUUUACCUGCUUUAGAGGGCAAGUUAACCCUGACAAAAAGUUUGAAAAUUGAGAUUAAUGCAUUUUAUUUCAUAUUUCAUGGGACAGCCGCUUGUGUGUGAUGUCACAAAUCAAUAACUUGAAAUUCUUAUAACUUUUUUAAUCUAUGAUGGAUUUUUUUCAAACCUUCACAAAUGUUUUUUUAAUUUUUUUUCUGAUAUAUUUACAACAAUGUCUUCUUCAGGGUGAGCUUCCCCUCUUAAAGGGAAAUCCAGCCUUAGCCAUAAAAUGUUUUGUUGGGAAGGAGAAAAAUAAAUUAAACAUAAUGGUGAAAGUUUGAAAGAAAUCUGACAAGCAGUAAGAAAGUUACAGCUGCUUUAAAAUUGAGAUCACUAAUGCUAUGUAAAUUUCAAAUUGGCAACUGGGUAAGUAAAUUAUGACAAGG
Messenger RNA from Lytechinus variegatus (green sea urchin), 6601 nucleotides. Its product is annotated as voltage-dependent calcium channel subunit alpha-2/delta-1-like. The transcript is spliced from 23 exons. Gene Ontology annotation, cellular component: voltage-gated calcium channel complex. Lineage: Eukaryota; Metazoa; Echinodermata; Echinoidea; Temnopleuroida; Toxopneustidae. The record is from RefSeq and is a predicted model, not a curated record. Bases 272 to 3862 code for a protein of 1196 amino acids. Gene Ontology annotation, molecular function: voltage-gated calcium channel activity.